CGAAUCUGUACAAUCGCACGUAGCGGACCUCGCUGCGGUCACGCCACUUUCCCGAGAUAAGUUAUUAGUGAAAAUAACUGAUUAUUCCAUUAUUAUAUGGUGAUACUUGCAUCGCGAAGCUUUGUAUAAAAUGUCGUCGGUAAUGGAUGAUAUUUGCGAGCUCCUGGACAGCUAUAGUGGAAGAGACAAGGUUGUCCGUCUAGCAUGUUAUGCGUUUAAGCUCUAUGGGUGUGUCCGCAAUGACAAAGGCUGGCAGAAAGCUGGGUCCCAGCUGUCUCAUUCACGGAUGAUACUGCGGCUUUUUGAUGACAUUCCCACGAUCCGCCAAACUUACAAUUACGGAUUAGGCAGGCAUGAAUCGUCAUCAUCGGCUGCAGCGCUAGGCGUUCUGGCCAACUUGAUAGACCAAGCCUUCCUGCCUGUAGAAAAGGCCUGCUGGCUGCAGGAGGUUGGCGUCCUGAAGCUCUCUGAAAAUUCUGCAGAGAACUUGGACACUAUUAGCACACUUUUAUGGGCAGCUGGUCUUUACGUUUCACUGUUACAAACAAUAGGUACUAUCCGGCACCUAUGGUGGAGUAGAGACUGUCUCCAGAAAUCAUCAGAAGGCGGAGGAGCCGAUGCCAAAAAGAACUUAGACGUAAGACUUAUCCUUCAAGCUGUAGUCGCUGGCAAAUUAUGCCUGGACAUAACACAUGCUGUCAGCUGCCUUCCAGCAGGUUGGCUAUGGGGGGAGAAGAUAGGGCCAACCAAAGUUAACAUUAUAGCUACCACUUCUUCUGUCAUAGGUAUCGCUAUGUAUUUUGCUAAGAAAAUACUUUUGAAAUAAUUAACUUGUAAUUAGAGAGAUUUUGUGCUUGUAUAGUGUUCAAUAAAUAACGUUUGCAUGUGGAACAAAAUGUGAUUGUAACAUUGUGACAAUUCUCAUAUAAACGUGCCUUAUUCGACUUCAAAAGUGAAGUGUCAAAUCUGUAGCGAAUAAGGAUUAUUUGUUAAAUUCUUAAAAUAUUAAUUUACACUGUUAUUCAAAACUACGAUGACCCCUGUAACAAUUCAUUUGACGUUUAUCAUAGGGAUAGGGAUGAGCUAAAGUUGAUUGAUUUUUAGUGUAUUUGAUUUUUGAAGCAAAGGUCAAACCAUAUCAAAUUUAUGUCAUAGGUAAGCAAGUUACACUUGAAAUCGAUAAUGUUGAUUAAACUCUGCAAGUAACUAAAUAAUGUACAAGAAACUCUAGGGGUUCCUCUUUGUAAAUAUACAUUUGUACACAUUUAUUGUUUAUAGGUUUCAAAAAAGUAACAACACUGGUAUGUCAAUUCGUUGCCUAUGAUCAAAAUUCAAACUUCACAAUCUCAGUACAGAGUAUUAAAAAAUCUGACCUCAAAAGUCAUUCAUCC
Messenger RNA from Hyposmocoma kahamanoa, 1391 nucleotides. RefSeq names its product peroxisomal membrane protein 11C-like. The coding region runs from base 131 to 826 and encodes 231 amino acids. Gene Ontology annotation, biological process: peroxisome fission. Gene Ontology annotation, cellular component: peroxisomal membrane. The record is from RefSeq and is a predicted model, not a curated record. The transcript has 4 exons. NCBI's taxonomy places the organism in Eukaryota, Metazoa, Arthropoda, Insecta, Lepidoptera, Cosmopterigidae.